UCAGACUAAUUCUUGUUAACCCAAUUGAUGGCGGGGAAGUGAUCUUACAAAGGUUGAGGUCCGUGCCUCUAUCUCUGGAUGGUUGAAGAUGAUUAGCCUUUCUCAUUCCAGUGAAGAUUGACGAAGCAGCUAGGCUGCAAUCUCCCCUUUCAUGCUUCUGCUCCUGUUACUUAAAAUUCGGCGAGUUUCUUGGUUUUCUUCCCAAACCGUAUUCUGCUUCACCUUCAAAGUUUCUUGAUUCUUUUUGUACUUCCGUCUUCUCGUCUUGGGAAUUACAAUUUUGAGCGAAGAUGAAGACGAUGAUGGAUGUAUUAAAAUAGCUAGAUUUAGAUGAUUCAUCAAUUUCGCGGAAUAUUAUUUGUAUAGUGAACAGUUGACAUGGGUAAAGAGUCGGAUUCGAACGAUUCCAAUGGAUGGAACCGUGCUCGAGGACUGGUGAUGAAGACUCUAAUACUUCUUGGAGGUGCACUUCUGGUGAAGCGACUGAGUAAGUCUACCACACGUUGGGACCAUGCCCGUAUUGUCUCUCAGUCCCUCGCUGGCGAAAAGUAUUCGAAAGAGCAAGCGUCCAGAGACCCGGAUAAUUAUUUCAAUAUUAGAAUGCUCACAUGCCCUGCGGCAGAACUAGUGGAUGGUUCAAAGGUCAUGUAUUUUGAACAGGCAUUUUGGAGGACUCCACAAAAGCCAUUUCGGCAGAGGUUUUUCAUGGUGAAACCUUGUCCAAAAGAGUUGAAAUGUGAUGUUGAGUUAAAUACAUAUGCCAUCAGAGACAUGGAGGAGUACAAAAAUUUUUGUGAUCGCUCAAAGGAUCAACGUCCACAGCAAGAAGAAGUCAUUGGGGACAUUGCAGAGCAUUUGACAACAAUACAUCUAAAGCGUUGUCCACGUGGAAAACGUUGCUUAUAUGAAGGCUCAACCCCUCCUGGCGGGUUUCCUAAUUCAUGGAAUGGAGCAUCCUACUGUACUACAGAACUUGCUGUCAUGAAAAAUAAGGAGAUACAUACCUGGGAUAGGGGUUAUGAUGAUGAUGGAAAUCAAGUUUGGGGACCGAAGGAAGGACCUUAUGAGUUCAAGCCUGCACCUACCUCCAGUUUCAACGAUAUGAUUCUCCCUUGAAUUCCCCCCCUCCGCCGUCCAUGGAGAGAAGAAUAGAAGGUUCAUUCAUCUUGCAAGAAUGAAAAAAUUCCUCAUGAAUGUAUCUUGUUACAGGAUCCUUUCGAGAGGAAGUAACCGUAUUCUCCAACUGGUCUUGUUAUAAUUUGAUGAAGCUACUGUUAAGGCAACGGACAUAGGAAAUGGAGACAGUUGAAGAGAAUGAUCUUGAAUCAUUGUGGAGCGACCCCAAAUCGUGCCUUUCAUGAAUGUGUAAUUGUUCUAUUUUUACGCCGUUGCAAUAUCCUUUUUCGUAGGUCUAAGUUAGUCAGCAGUAAUAUCUUACUGCAACAGCCAAUAAAUAGCUCGUUGUUUUCUUAAUCGGUCAGAUUGCAUGAAUUUUCUAGCAUGUCCAUGCAGAGAUAUGUUUAGGCUCCAGGAAGCAGUUUUUCUCCAUGUGGUUGCAUCAUCUGCUUAUUUAUUGGCUGACAGGGCAUAGGCCGAGAGCCCGAGAUUGCUUUAUGGUUCUAUUGCGUAAGAAAGACUUGAUUGGUUA
Messenger RNA from Prosopis cineraria, 1648 nucleotides. Its product is annotated as chromophore lyase CRL, chloroplastic-like. Gene Ontology annotation, biological process: protein-phycocyanobilin linkage. Gene Ontology annotation, molecular function: lyase activity. The transcript has 9 exons. The record is from RefSeq and is a predicted model, not a curated record. NCBI's taxonomy places the organism in Eukaryota, Viridiplantae, Streptophyta, Magnoliopsida, Fabales, Fabaceae. Bases 379 to 1116 code for a protein of 245 amino acids.